Molecule: messenger RNA, 744 nt
Organism: Dermatophagoides pteronyssinus (European house dust mite)
Lineage: Eukaryota; Metazoa; Arthropoda; Arachnida; Sarcoptiformes; Pyroglyphidae
Source: RefSeq, a predicted model, not a curated record
AUGAAUAAUGAUGAUAAUGAUAUUUGUCCAGAACUUGAAUAUUCAACCGAAUUAAUACAUUUUAUUCAUUAUCAUAAAUGUGAUCCAGAAAGAGAACAACUUGAACAAGAACUCGAACAAAAACAAGAUCGAGAUCAAGAUCAAGAUCAAGAACAAGAACAAGAUCAAGAUCAAAAUCAAGACCAAGACAAAGAUCAAGACCAAAAUCAAGAGCAAGACCAAGACCAAGACCAAGAUCAAGAUCAAAAACUCGAACACAAACAUGAACCAGAUCCACUAUUAGAAAAAAUAUUAAAAUCAUCCGAUAUUGAUAUACAUAAUAAAGAUAUAAGGAUAAAAAAUGUAUCCGAAUCAUCAUCAUAUUCAGCAAAAAGAAAAUCAAUAAUCGGUUCAAAAGAUUUAAGGUUUUGUGAUGAUACUGUUGAACAAACAAUACAAUUAAGUCAAGAUUUUCGUCAUGAAAAAUGUACUGGUGAUAAUUUAUGUUUACAAAUUCGUAAUAAUUUAAAUUAUUUUCUUAAAAUGUCAACCGAAGAAUGUAUGGAUGAUAAUUUAAAUUAUGAAGAAUUUUCCAAAGAAAUUCAACGAAAUUCUUGUUCACCAUCCAAUUUAUUUUCACCAUCAACAUCAACAACAUAUAUGAGAAAUAUUUGUGAAGAAUUAACAUUUUUUUAUACAUUAUUGGAUUAUAAAUAUUUUCAUGAUUGUAUUAAAAAAUGGAGAAAAGAUCUUUUUAUUGAUUAA